AUGUCAGACUCUGGCAUGCCGGAAGCAAGUGGAGAGGAUGAGCGCCAGCGACAAAUUCACCUUUGGACAGAAAGCUCUGGUAUACCCUACGGCCUUCCAGAGUACGGAUCAGAAAGGCCCGAGUCCAAUGAGUGGCUCCUCCCGACUUCGACCCCACAGUUGAGCAGCCGGGUCACGAAGGUCACUAAGACACCAUCCAUCAGCCGCGACACUCGUCAUCGUCUUACCCUCGGGCUCAGGAUCGUCCUCAAAAUCUUCGACCCAACCUUCCUCCUUCUGUAUCAGCUCUCCUACUUCUUCGGACUCAUACCCAGCGAAGUUUCCAACCAACUAUAUAGUCGGGAGGCUAAUGCCUAUAAGUACUUCUACGAGCAAAAGAUCACGGGUGAUCCUCACAUGGUACCGCAGUACUACGGCAGCUGGGCGCUCGAGUUCGACGCUAGCGAUUCACCUGAACCUGGCAGAUCCUCUUCACCCAGAACCCUCCAAUGGAGAUGUGUAGGCGCGAUUCUCAUCGAGUGCAUUGCGGACCGCUCGCUUGAAAAGAUGUGUGAACGAGACCACAGCGGAGCCUUGAUUGCCGAUAAGGCUUCCCUUCCCUACAUCGAUCACGCAAGCAGUGCGUCGAAAGUUCUGUCUCUGAACGACUCUGCAUCGCGGCUGAAAGUCUUGAAGAAGGUUAUACACGGCGGUGUUUACUUCGAGCAUAUUGGCCCCGUCAUCAAGGGUCUCGAUCCCCAUGACAUCGUCCUCACUUUCCUCCAGAACACCCGAGACCGACAGACCCCAGAAAGCAUCCGCCCUGUCCUUCUCGACUACAGCUUCUGUGUUGUGUGGUCCCAGUCCCAUGAAAGCACCCACGGGCGGCUCGACGAGUUAGACGAAGAAGCACCGCCGAUCCCCCGCAGAUAUGUGAUGAACAAGUACCCGAUGCAACGACUUCCAUUUCCUCCGAAUCCGACGUGA
Colletotrichum paranaense is the source of this 966-nucleotide messenger RNA. RefSeq lists its product as uncharacterized. The transcript is spliced from 3 exons. Bases 1 to 966 code for a protein of 321 amino acids. Lineage: Eukaryota; Fungi; Ascomycota; Sordariomycetes; Glomerellales; Glomerellaceae. The record is from RefSeq and is a predicted model, not a curated record.